This is a messenger RNA of Homalodisca vitripennis (glassy-winged sharpshooter), 2637 nucleotides long. Its product is annotated as cytochrome P450 307a1-like. Gene Ontology annotation, molecular function: iron ion binding; oxidoreductase activity, acting on paired donors, with incorporation or reduction of molecular oxygen; heme binding. The record is from RefSeq and is a predicted model, not a curated record. Lineage: Eukaryota; Metazoa; Arthropoda; Insecta; Hemiptera; Cicadellidae.
UGGUAUUUAGAUGAAUUAUGCGUAGCUCACAUAUAUAGCGGCAGCAGACCACUGAUCGAGCACAGUCGUGAAGUUGACUCGAGCUCUCUCACACCAACUUCUGAUCUGUGCCUGUCCCUUCUCAACCAUGGAACCUAUCAUCAGCUCAUCAACCUACGUCCUUAUCGCCAUUCUGGCCACAGUCCUCACAACCAUCCUUCUGGACUACUUUCGGCGUAGGAAAGUAGUGAUGAAGAUUCUGGCUAAGAGUGGACUUAAGGAGCUUCCUGGACCACGGGCAUGGCCCAUCAUAGGCUCCCUACACCUCAUGGGGGGAUACGAGGUACCUUAUCAAGCUUUUGGAGUACUCGCUCGUCGCUUCGGCCAAGUGUUCCGCUUACAACUUGGAACUCAGCCCUGCGUUGUCGUCAAUGGACUUGACAACAUUCGGGAAGUGCUCAUGGCUAAAGGAACUCACUUUGAUGGCCGACCAGACUUCCAGAGAUUCCAUCAGCUCUUCAGUGGUGACAAAGAGAACUCGUUGGCAUUUUGCGACUGGUCCGAUAUUCAAAAGACACGCAGAGAGAUGCUUCAAGGUCACACCUUCCCCCGAGCUUUCACUUCUCGCUUCCACCUUCUGGACUCCAUCAUAAGCCAGGAGUUAACCGUGAUGAAGCAACGUCUGUCUGAGCAGCCAACACACAUCAAACCGCUGCUGCUGCCAGCUUGUGCCAACAUCUUCACUUCAUACUUCUGCAGCAAACGCUUUCGAACUGACAACACUGCAUUUUUAAAGAUGGUGCGUAACUUCGAUGAGGUCUUCUACGAGGUCAAUCAAGGAUGUGCUGCAGAUUUCCUCCCUUGGCUGCUUCCCUUCCACAGCCGCAGGCUCGGCAAGAUGGCCGAGUGGAGCCACGAGAUCAGGAGAUUCGUCGUGUCUUCAGUUAUGGAAGAUAGGAUGGAAUCCUGGACUGAGGGCCAGGAACAGAUGGAUUUUGUUGACACUUUAAUUGAUCAUAUUCAAAGCAAACGCCAACCAGAGAUGCCAUACAACACCGCACUCUUCGCCCUGGAAGAUAUAAUUGGUGGACAUUCCGCAGUUGGUAACUUCAUCAUUAAGAUACUGGCCUACAUCGCCACCAAACCUGAAGUCCAAAGGAGGAUACAAGAGGAAGUGGACAGUGCGACGAUGGGAACUCGAGACGUCACCCUCGCAGACCGAGCCAUCAUGCCUUACACUGAGGGAACUGUGAUGGAGGUUAUCAGACUCAUAGCCUCACCCAUCGUGCCGCACGUUGCUACCCAGGACAGUUCAAUUGCUGGAUUCCAAGUAAAGAAGGACACACUGGUGUUUCUCAACAACUACGAGCUGAGCAUGAGCCCCAAGUUAUGGUCAGAACCGGAGGCCUUCAAACCAGAGCGUUUCAUCUCACCAGAGGGCCGAGUGGUCAAACCAGAGCACUUCCUGCCCUUCGGAGGUGGGCGUCGCUCCUGCAUGGGGUACAAGAUGGUACAACUGAUCUCUUUCUCCACUGUCGCUUCCAUCCUGCAGAGCUUCCACAUCCGGCCAGUGGAGGGACACAGCUACAAGGUUCCCAUCGGCAACCUGGCUCUCCCUCACGACACCUUCUGCUUCAACUUCGAGAAACGAUAAGUUCGAGAAGUUUUGACCAAUUUCCAAUCCAAAAAUUGUACAUAAAAGUAUAGGCUGCACUAAAAUCUUAGAUUAAGGUACAAAAUACCAUUAAGUCUUUCAUCUUCUCUUUAAUGUAUAAGAAAGAACCGUAACCUUAAUUUAAGUUCGAACAAACAUAUCGAUUAUUGUGAUUAAGUGACAAAUAGUUAGUUAUGAUAGGAUAGAAUUAUUUAUUUAUUUCUGUUAUUCUACACACAUCGAGUGUGAUGAACAUAGAUUUACUUUCAAAGUUUUGUAACUGACGAUGUACAACUUUAUAUUUUAUAUUUUGUAGGUUAGAUUUUAUAUCUUUAACAAAUGCACUGUACAUAACUCCUACUAAAAGAUAAGAAUAGAAAUUAUGUAGAAAAUUUGAUUUGUAUAUUAAGACUCAAAUUCGUUAUAUACAUGUACCUAUUAAAAAUUAACUGAUUUUUACAAAAACAGUAUAGAGCAAAAUAUUUAUCCAAGUAAAACUAAGGUCAAUCAUAAAUUCCAAAAUAUAUUGAUUGUAUCACUGGAACAAAUAUCAGUGAAAUAUUAUAUCCUACUUUAAUAGUAAUAGUAAAACUUAAAUAAUAUAUAUUUUAUUUUAUGUUUUGAUGUACAUUUAGUAUUAAGUUUUUUUUAUUUCUAGAAUAAUUUUAGUUAGGGAUGUUUUUCUCAAAGUGCGGUAUUUGUUCCUAAGACUUGUACUAGGUGGUUGUUGUAUUUAAAUGUAUUUUUUGUAUUUAUUUGUACAUAGAGUUCAUCACUAUGUGAUAUAAAUCAAAUAUUUUUAUAUUAUGUCAUUUUUUAUGAUCUACUAUAUUUAAUUACUUGUUUCCAGCUUUAAUAUACUUUGCCAAAGACUGAUUAUAGAGUAGUAUUAGUUUUUAUAUUUCUUUACACUGCCUGAAUAUGAUACUGUAAUGUUCGUUGUACUGGUUUUAUAGGGAUAAUAAUUAAUAAGAUUAUAUACUUUAUUGUAUCCAAGCCAAUAU